Molecule: messenger RNA, 1506 nt
Organism: Theobroma cacao (cacao)
Lineage: Eukaryota; Viridiplantae; Streptophyta; Magnoliopsida; Malvales; Malvaceae
Product: putative E3 ubiquitin-protein ligase SINA-like 6
Molecular function (GO): zinc ion binding
Source: RefSeq, a predicted model, not a curated record
AUAAACAUAAGAUGAAAAAAAAAGAAACUAUAGGGAGGAGAAAUGAAAAAUAGAGAAUGGCAAAGUUCUCUGUAGGGAUCGAAGAAGAUGGGGAAGGGCCAAGCAACCGAGUCGCUAAGCGUCAAAGGGUCGUUCGCGUUUCCGAUUUAGUCUGCCCUGUUCAAGAAGACGCAGAGCAAGAGGACGAAAGAGAAGAAGAAGAAGAAGAAGAGGAAGGGGAAGAGGAAGAAGAGGAGGAAGAAGAAGAAGAAGACGAAUACUACGACGAAGAAGAAGAGGAAAGUGGGGCUGAGCAAGGAGCCAUGAGCCUUGAGACUAAUAGAGAUGGGUCUAUUUCUAUUACCCUAACUGACCCUGAAGUUCUUGAUUGUUCUAUCUGCUAUGAGGCCUUGACCAUUCCAGUUUUUCAGUGUGAGAAUGGGCAUAUAGCUUGCUCGAUCUGUUGCAUCAAAAUUAGGAAUAAAUGUCCAUCCUGCGCUACCCCUAUUGGUUAUAGUCGCUGCAGGGCCAUUGAGAAGGUUCUGGAAUCAGUCAAAGUGUCAUGCCAAAACACAAAGUAUGGGUGCAGAGAAGCAUUCAGGUAUAGUAUAAAGCAGAAACAUGAGAAGAUAUGUCCUUAUGCACCAUGUUCAUGCCCCCUUGCUGAUUGUAACUUUGAGGGUUCAUCAAAAGAGUUAUAUGAACACUUCAGGGAUAAACACAAGUAUUCUGCAACACGUUUUCAGUAUGAUCACACGAUAUCCAUUACCGUAGGAAUUGAUGAAAGGUUCUGUAUUCUUCAAGAGGAGCAAGAUGGUUCUUUAUUUAUUCUCAACAAUAAGGUUGAAACUUUGGGAAAUGUAGUCACUUUGAGUCGGAUUGGGCCCUCGGAAGAGAGAGGUUUCUUCUAUGAUCUUAUGGCAAAAGCUCUGACAGAGGCAAGUACCGUUAGAUUACAAUCCUUCACGAAGAGCACUCCAAAACAGGUUGAUAACCCACCUUCAUUGGGGUUUCUCCUGGUUCCGAGUCAGUUCUCUUGCAAUUCUAGGAAGCUCAAGAUGGAUCUCUGUCUGCGGCAUCACGCUUGGCGCUCUCCAACCCGAUGGCUAUGUGGAUAUGUUACACCUUCGAAACCAAAGCAAGUCAUGGCUUGUGAAAGGUUCAUGUAAGCCUUUACUAUGGAAAAUGGUCCAGUAACUGACUUUACUCAGUGGGAGGAGGUUAGAACCAUUCGUAAUGUGCUGUAAAUUAGACUAGACAUUGGUGUAGACGAAGAGGCCACUUUGAAGUGAUUCCUUGAUUCUGGACCUUUUGGUUUAUUUCUAGCGGCAGAGUUCAUACUGUGUAGUAACCGUGGGGGAUAUUAAGGAGGGGAAAUGGAAACUUAGCCAAUUGGAAUACAAGUGCCAAAUAACUGCUCCUUAUAUAUGUUAUUUGCAAAACAUCUUUUCGUUUAUUUAUGGAGGAAUGUGCUGGCUGAAACAGUUUUUGAAUAAUGACAUUUUAUCUCAGAGCAGAGUAAUGACA